Molecule: messenger RNA, 3164 nt
Organism: Gasterosteus aculeatus aculeatus (three-spined stickleback)
Lineage: Eukaryota; Metazoa; Chordata; Actinopteri; Perciformes; Gasterosteidae
Gene: efemp1
Product: EGF-like fibulin extracellular matrix protein 1
Molecular function (GO): calcium ion binding
Source: RefSeq, a predicted model, not a curated record
CUCAACCUGCCCGGUACACCGCCCCCAGCAUAUCAUACCAAACGAGCCGCAUGUUCAUCACAACUGCUGCUUGCACUCCGACAACGAGCUGACAUCCACUGCACCGUUUGCAUUCAAACGCCAGUCUGCUGCGUGAGCAUUCUCGGAUUGCGACCGAACACACAAACCAGGGACGUUUUUCUUCCGCGCGUCAGGAGGGUUGGAGAUCCGCAGGUAGAUUUGCAGUGCUGCUCCGACGCUCGGGCGACAUGCUGGGGAUCUGCGUGUGUCUUUGUGCGGUUUUCACACACGUCGUCUCUCAGGAGGCUGAGGAGCCGGUCUCAUACACAUGCACAGAAGGGUAUGAGUAUGACACGGUCAGAGAGCAGUGCAGAGACAUCGACGAGUGUGCCUUGUUAGACGAUGCGUGCAAAGGAGGGAUGCAGUGCAUCAACCACUUCGGUGGAUACCUCUGCCUCCCCAAGAACGCCGUCAUCUACAUCAGCAAGGAGGGCGAGCAGGGGCCGCUGCCGGAAUCCAUCCCUCCCGGGGUCGCCCCCGUCCCUCCUGUCCCCGCUGUCCCUGCUGUCCCCCCGAACCAGCCUCGGUUUCCAUGGUCUGCAGGGGUCUCUCAACCCGGCCGGACCGUCCUCUGUGCACCUGGAUACACUGCAGAUGAGCAGAACCUCUGCAGAGACGUAGAUGAAUGUGCGACAGGCAGACACACUUGUGGUGCUGAACAGACGUGCUACAACACUAGAGGCUCCUACACCUGCCAGUGUCCUUCAGGCUUCCAGAAGAACGGAGACCACUGUGUAGACAGAGACGAGUGCGCCCUGACUCACUACUGCAUGCAUAGAUGUGUGAACACACAGGGCUCUUACUACUGUGAGUGCAACGCAGGUCACAAGUUGGCCAGCAACAACCACAGCUGUGUUGAUGUAAAUGAAUGUGAUGUGGAGAAUCCCUGUCAGCAGCACUGCUACAACCUGAUUGGCUCCUUCCUCUGCCAGUGUGAACAGGGCUAUGAGCUGGCACAGGACACGGCCUCUUGUCAAGACAUUGAUGAAUGCAGCUUCUCCAGCUACAUGUGUCAGUAUCAGUGCAUUAACAGCCCAGGAAGUUACUCCUGUGAAUGUCCAGAAGGAUAUCAGCUCCAGGGAAGCAGGGUGUGUCAAGACGUAAAUGAGUGUGAGACGGGGACCCAUAACUGCCACGACGAUGAAAUGUGCUGGAACUAUUACGGAGGCUUCCGCUGCUAUCCCAAGAAUCCCUGUGAGCCGCCUUACACCAAAACCUCUGAGAAUCGCUGUAUCUGCCGGUCUCAGGCAGAGUGCCAGGGUCUCCCACCGUCAAUUGUCUACAAAUACAUGAGCAUCCAGGCAGAGCGGACCGUACCAGCCGACAUCUUCCAGAUUCAGGCAACCAACAUGUACGCCAACACACACAACACCUUCAGGGUCAAAGCUGGAAAUGAGGCGGGAGAAUUCCUUCUGCGGCGCUCCAGCAACGUGAGUGCUAUGCUGGUGAUGACAAAACCUCUGACAGGCCCGCGGGAGUACGUCGUGGACCUGGAGAUGGUCACUCUCCAUUUGACUAUGAACUACCGCUCCAACUCACUGCUCCGACUCACCAUCAUAGUCGGGCCCUACGCCUUCUGAACGCCGAAAUACCCAGCAGCCCGCAUAGAUCUGGUUCAGCAAACAUAUCAGUGUAACACAGCAGAUGCUUGCACCAGCGUAACAUUUUGUACAUUUUCCUACAAUGCAACAUAAAACAUGGGCUCCCCCAGACUCACACAGCAGUUCCAAGCGGCAUGCUCAUGACAGCGCAGCCGGUCCUGUAAUGUGACCACUGGGCAUCUUUUUCUCUUAAGGGGCUGGGAAGCACUGUAAAAAAGGCUUUUAGUGUCCUGAGGAAUCACACACUUGUUUUUGACAACAGCACUAAACAUUGCAAUAUUUAUACUUUAUAUACUUUAAAGUUUACAACAUUUAUUUUUUAUUUUUAAGUGCCCAAAGAAAACAUACUAAAGAUAAUAAGAAUGCUGGAUGUAAGUUUUUUGCAUUUUGCUGCUUUCAUAGUAGAGAAAACAGUUGAAACAGAGCAGUGGCACUGAGGAAAAGAGGUAAUGGAUUUCUGAUGCAGCUGUAACUUCAUUUAUCUUUUUUCUUCCACACCAGCAUUCCUUCAUAUAACCUGUGUAUGCAUCAUUGAAGUACUCGGUUGUAAGAAAAAAAAAAAGAAAAAAAAAACAUAUUUCCAGAGAAGCACAAAACAGUUCAGAAGUGCAAGUACAAGUAGAUUUGUAGUCUUGUACAUACCGAGGUAAUCAAUCGGUGUUUGCGUGUCUGAGUGUGUGUGAUUGGAUGCCUGUGUGCGUGCUAGUUUUGUUUCCGCCUCCAAGCAAGUGAACGUGUGAAACACGGACUGGGAGUAAAGCGAAUGAGUGAGAAAGAGCUCAUUCUCUGCCCCCCCCCCCCUGGGUUUGAUGGAUGCGGUUGAGCUGUUUGUGUGUCCUUGUGAUGCCAUCCUCGCUGACCUCGGGUCACAAAGGGCUCGGGUCAACAAUGCGCUUUAUACGAACAAAACAAAAAAAAAAAGUGGAACCCGAGAACAGGCACAAGAAAUGGCGCCUCUCGUAACAACACACCUCGGCCCAUUGACCGCUCACUGCUGCCGGCGUGACAGCUGGGCUCUCUCAUGUCGGCCCCCAGUCAAGAAGUCACACUGGCACCAGGCUGGCUUGCGUGAUACACAUAAUUACAGUGCUUUGCUCUGUAGCUGGUUUCAUGUGUGAAACCGAGGGAUUAUUAAAGUAUUAUUACAAUGCCACCACACUUUUCGGCAGAUUGAGAAGUCUUUCUCGACCUUGCUUUGCCUUUUCGUGACUCUGUAGACACACAGCACUGGAGGACUACGACCAAAAACAACAUAGUCGCCACAUCAGAGUGUAUUCAGUUAUCCGUCUUUUGUGUGGUUUCAGCAGCUACCAUGUGCCUUAGAGGUAAACACAAAACAUGUAACUCGGUUAUAUUUCAUGCUGUCAAGACUUCCUUCACUGAUAUGCCUUAAUGUUUUUCCCUUCUAUUUAAAAUAUAUAUUUUUGUCAUAUCUAUCUUAUAUUGUUUGUACUCUGAAGAGCAAAAGUUAUAUUGUUGAAUAAAAUAUGAUGGAAAAAUGGG